Camelina sativa (false flax) is the source of this 2463-nucleotide messenger RNA. Lineage: Eukaryota; Viridiplantae; Streptophyta; Magnoliopsida; Brassicales; Brassicaceae. The record is from RefSeq and is a predicted model, not a curated record.
AAAGUCAACAAAGUUGUGCUGAUUGCCAAUGAUGCAAAACAAUCUUCAUGGAGAGAUUCGUCGUUCGUUGUUCAACACCUCAAAGUCGUCGUCUUUUCCAUUUCACUUCCAACAGGGAUACUUUCCAAAAAGCUGCAUCAUCGGCAUCCUUCAAUGGCGUUUCCUUCUUCUUCCUCGUCGUCUUAUCCCUCCAAGCGCCAGUUUGACGUGUUUGUGAGUUUCAGAGGCGCAGACACUCGUAAUACCUUCACCUCUUACCUCCUUGAGUCCCUACACCGAAAAGGUAUUGAUGCUUUCUUUGACGGGAAACUACUGCGAGGAAAGGACAUCUCAGUUCUCUUUGACAGGAUCCAGCAAUCUAAGAUGUCAAUCGUUGUCUUCUCGGAGAACUAUGCCAACUCCACCUGGUGCUUGGAGGAACUCUGGAAGAUAAUGCAGUGCAGGGAUAAAUUUGGUCAUGGGGUUAUACCAAUCUUCUACAAAGUCAAGAAAUCUGAUGUGGAGAAUCAGAAGGGGAGUUUUGAAGCUCCCUUCCUGAGCCCUAAGGAGUUUUUUAAGGGAGAUGGGCUCAAACUUGGGGCAUGGAAGGAAGCUCUGAGGACUGCUUCCAAUAUCCUCGGCUUUGUGCUUCCUGAGGAUAGGCCGGAGAUUGAAUUUGUUGACAAAAUAGCCGGGGAAACUUUCAGGAUGCUGAAUGAUUUGUCUCCAUGUGAAAUACGUGGUUUUCCAGGGAAUGAAUCACGUUCAAAGGAGCUGGAGGAGUUACUGAAGUUUGAUGAUGCAAGCUGUAACCGUACCAUUGGGGUUCUUGGGAUGGCUGGAAUUGGCAAGACCACGGUUGCUGAUAGCGUAUACAAACGAAACCAUCGUCUAUUCGAUGGGUACUGUUUCCUUGAAGACAUUGACAAUGAGUCGAAACGGCAUGGAUUACAUCAUUUGCAUGAGAAACUUCUCUGUAAAUUAUUGGAUGAAGAGAAUUUGGAUGUCAGAGCGCAUGGAAGAUUGGAAGAUUUUCUAAGGAACAAGAAGUUGUUUAUUGUGCUGGAUAAUGUGACUGAAGAAAAUCAAAUACAAGUUCUCAUUGGACAGCAGGAGAUGUACCGUAAAGGAAGUAGGAUUGUUAUAACUACGAGAGACAAGAAACUGCUGCUGAAAAACGCUGAUGCAACAUAUGUAGUUCCAAGAUUGAAUGAAAGGGAAGCUAUGGAGCUUUUCUGCCUAGAUGCAUUUUCGGGCAACCUUUACCCCACGGAAGAAUUUAUGGAUCUAUCAAAUAAAUUUGUUUAUUAUGCUAAAGGGCAUCCGUUGGCUUUGAAGUUGUUAGGUUCAGGUCUAUGUCAGAAGGAAAAGACGUACUGGGUGGAGAAAUGGGAGAGACUAAGAGUAAUGCCAGACAAGGAGAUUCAGAAAGUGCUAAAAAGGAGCUAUGAAGAACUGGAUGAUGAACAGAAGCGCAUAUUUCUGGACAUAGCUUGUUUUUUCAGAUCAGAAAAUGCAGAUUUCGUUUCGAGCAUCCUGAAAUCAGACCGUGUCAAUGCUGCAGCUGUGAUGAAGGAGCUUGAAGAUAAGUGCAUGGUAACCAUUUCUUAUAAUAGGCUUGAGAUGCAUGAUCUUAUGCAUACAAUGGGGAAGGAAAUUGGAUAUGAGUCAUCCAUCAAAAGGGCAGGCAAACGUAGUAGGUUAUGGAACCACAAAGAUAUUCGCUAUGUUCUCGAGCAGAAAACGGGAACUGAAUGUGUUAGAGGCAUCUUCUUCAACAUGUCUAAUGUCGAACGGAUCAAGCUAAGCCCUGAUGUUUUCAUGAGGAUGUCGAAUCUCAAAUUCCUGAAGUUCCACAAUUCUCAUUGUUCUCAGUGGUGUGAUAAUGAUCAUAUAUUUCAGUUCUGCAAAGGGCUUGAUCACUUUCCAGAUGAGCUUGUGUACCUUCACUGGCAGGGCUAUCCAUACGGUUGCUUGCCAUUAGAUUUCAAUCCAGAGGAACUUGUCGAUCUUAAUCUGCGUUAUAGCCACAUCAAACAACUGUGGGAAGAUGAGAAGAAUACAGAAAAUUUAAGAUGGGUCGACCUCAGUCGGUCAAAAGACUUGCUGAAUUUAUCAGGUUUGUCCAGGGCCAAAAAUCUUGAAAGAUUGGAUCUCGAAGGCUGUACGAGUUUGGUUAUGUUGGGACCAUCAAUUGAACAGAUGAACAAACUUAUUUACCUGAACCUCCGAGAGUGCAUAAGCCUUAAAAGUCUCCCAGAAGGAAUCAAUUUAAAAUCUCUCAAGACUCUGAUUCUCAGUGGCUGUUCAAACCUUCAGGAGUUUCAUAUUAUAUCAGAAAAUAUUGAAUCACUUUAUUUGGAAGGCUCAGCAAUUGAACAAGUUGUUGAACACAUCGGGAGUCUUGGGAACCUUAUUUUGCUGAAUCUCAAGAAUUGUCGCAGGUUGAAGUAUCUUCCCAACGAUCUUUACAAGCUGAAAUCU